Molecule: messenger RNA, 8186 nt
Organism: Bacillus rossius redtenbacheri
Lineage: Eukaryota; Metazoa; Arthropoda; Insecta; Phasmatodea; Bacillidae
Product: nucleolar MIF4G domain-containing protein 1
Exons: 12
Coding region: 93-3017 (974 amino acids)
Biological process (GO): ribosomal small subunit biogenesis
Cellular component (GO): nucleolus
Molecular function (GO): RNA binding; protein binding
Source: RefSeq, a predicted model, not a curated record
GACAGAAGGCCAAGUUGAAAAUAAAAGCACGUGGUUGGUUCUUGGUUGUUAAUUUAAGGUUAGAAAACAUCGAGUGUGAAUAUUAAUGUAUUAUGAAAUUUAAACGCAAAGUUAAGUCAAAGAAUUCAAGUGGAAAAAAAGAAAACAAUGCAGUUAAGACAAGGAAGGAACUUAGAAAACAGAGUAGAAAGGAAAAAAAAGCUAAAAAGCACGCUUUUUUUCAAAAGAAGAAAGCACAUUUAGGCAAAAUUCCUGUUGCUGCAACUAAUAAAGACAGAGAAACACACAAUGUGAGCUCCUUGAAGGUCAAGCAGAGAACUGCAUCGCAGAGUGUCGGAACGCCAGAACCAAAACACAGAGUAAGCCUGGAAGAACAGCAGCACUUGGCUCUGAAGAGGAAGGAGAAGCAGGAAGACAGGAGGAAGAAGCAGUACCAGAAGAACAGAGUGCAGCAGCUGAAGGCUGCAAACGAGGAGGAGGACAAGAUGAUCAAGAAGUUGGCAAAGCAGUUGAACCUGCACAAGCGCAAGCAGAAGACCGUCCCCAAAUCGUUCUCCAGCGAUGGCUUGGACUAUCUUUUGGAGGUUUGUGAUGAGGAAGGAAGGCAGAAUGCAGUCUCAGCAGAGAAAACAUUUAUUGAUAAUUCUGACUCUGAAUUUGAAGAGGACUUGGCUCUUGUCACUGGGAAAGUUGUCAAAAGGCCAAAAUCUGAGUCACUUUUGGAAGCAGAUGAUGUCGGCGACACUGCCAUGGAUAGCGACGGCAGUGGGGGGGACUCAGAUAGUGAAGAUAAUGGUUUUGACAGUGAUGCAGAACAAGGCAGUGAUUCAUAUGGUGAGAGUGUUGGAAGUUUCUCUGAUGAUGAUGAACGUCAGAUCUCUGGUGCUUCAGUUUUGAAGAAUAGUAAAAAAGAGAAACGUCAUGACAAACUAGUUAAGAUGGAGAAAGAAAAACGUAAAGAAAAACCGGGAAGUUUUGAUCAUCAGCAGGACUCUGAUGGUGGUGAUGAUGAGGAUGUUGAUGAUUUCACCACCUCUGUUCCUGUUUUGCAUAAACUGGAGAAAGUUAAAAAAGGGAAGGCUGGUAAACAGUUGAAUGGUGUUUCUGAAGUGGCUAAACAGAGAACUGCUGUGAAGAGAAGGUUGGCAAGCUGUGGCGAGAGUGGCGACGAUGAGACCAUCAACGUGAAGCAGAAAAAGAAAAAGGAACUUCAAGUCAGUGAAAGGAAGGGGAACCUGGCACAGGCUCCAGCGAGCAAGGCAACAGGCGUGAAGAAGAAGAGUGUCAGGUUUGAAGACGAGCAGUCUGGCGAAGGCGAAGAGACAGAAGAUGAGGGCGUGGGGCACGAGUCUGACGGCGGUGUGUGGGAAGAUAUUUACGGUCGCACCAGAGACAAGAAAGGAAAUGUUGUUCAGAUGGGAGCCCAAGGAAAGUACGUCCCGCCGCACCUUCGAGAGCAGACAGGUGGGGGAGAUGCCAAAAAACGGGAGCAACUUUUGCGACUGAGGAAGCAAUUGAAAGGCCUCCUCAACCGUUUGGCGGAGAGCAACAUGAACAGCAUAGCCCAGCAGCUGGACGAACUCUACAUGUCGAACAGCCGGAACGACAUGAACGAGACACUGACGCAGCUGGUGCUGGAGUCCCUGAUCUCGCCCGUGCUCGCCCCGGAGAGGCUGGUCAUGGAGCAAGUGAUGCUGGUGGCCAUCCUUCACGCCAACGUCGGCUCCGAAGUGGGUGCACAUUUCAUGCAAGUUCUAAUCAAGAAGUUUGAGUUGCUGAACAGUCAGUGCCAAGAAGUCGAGAAGAAAGAACUGGACAAUGUUGUGCUCACACUGUGUCAUCUCUACAAUUUCAGGGUGUUCCACUGCACCUUGGUGUUCGACAUCCUGGAGCGGCUGGUGGAGAGGUUCGGGGAGAAGGAGACGGAGCUGAUCCUCGUGGUGCUUAGGAGCGUGGGCUUCACCCUCCGCAAGGACGACCCCUCCGCCCUCAAGGACUUCAUACUGCGGGUCCAGCGCAAGGCCGCGGCCGGAUCCCACGCCGACGGUUCUCGAGUGAAUUUCAUGCUGGAUGUUCUACUUGCCAUCAAAAACAACAACAUGUCGAAAAUUCCAAAUUAUGACACAAGUCAUAGCGAACAUCUGAAGAAAUUAUUGAAAAGUUUUCUUCGAAAGGGAAAUUAUGUAACAGAAUUGAAGAUAUCGCUGGAAGAUCUCCUAAAAGCGGAGGAGCGAGGCAGGUGGUGGGUUGUGGGCUCGGCCUGGACGGGGGUCCUGCCGGGCGAGGGGCAGGGAGGGGGGGCCCCUGGGGCGCCGCCCCCGGCAGCCCUCGCCGCCCCCACGCAGUACAGCCACCAGCUGCUGGAGCUGGCCAGGAAGCAGCGCAUGAACACAGACGUCCGCCGCAACGUAUUCUGCAUCCUCAUGACCGCCGAGGAUUAUCUGGAUGCGUUUGAGAAGCUGCUACGACUUGGCUUGAAGAACCAGCAGGAGAGGGAGAUAGUGUACGUGCUACUACACUGCUGUCUGCAAGAAAAGAAUUUCAACCCUUACUAUGGUUUCCUUGCACAGAAGUUCUGUGACUUUGACAGGAAAUAUCAGAUGACGUUGCAGUUUUCCCUGUGGGACAAGUUCAAGGAGCUACAGACCUUCAACCAGCAACAGACCACGAACCUGGCAAAGCUUCUCACUCACCUGUUGCUGGAGAAGGGUCUUCCUAUUUCUGUCCUCAAGGUGGUGGAGUUCACCAACGUGGACAAGGCCACGGUGCGGUUGCUGCGGCAGACGCUCCUGGGCGUGCUGCUGGCCCCCGGCGAGGACGCCAGCCUGCAGGUGUUCCUGCGCGUGUCGCAGUCCGCCAAGCUGCGCGUCUUCUGCGAGAGCCUGCGCCUGUUCGUGCACCACCUGGUGCUGAAGAACACCGCCGGUCUGCCCGAGGCAGACUGCCAGCUGCUCACCCGCCGGGCCAGACUUGCCGACUCUCUGCUCAGCGCCUCCGAGCACCGCCUCGCCCUCUGAAUGGUGCGUGUGCAUGUGUCUUACUGACUUACUGUCUCUGGAAAUAUGGAUAUAUAUUUUCAAUUCCCCCCCCCCCCCCCCCCCCUUUUUUUUUUCAUUAUUUUUAGCAUGGUCUGACUUGGGUAGUGUAGCAGUAAGCUACUGCUACCAUCUACGUCUAAUGCUAUUUACGCCACACAGAUGUGUGUGAAGUACAGUAGAAUCCCGCCGAUGCGACCCCCCUCUGAUGCGUCCAUUCCGUUUAUACGACCGUUUUUUGAGAAACAGUGAAAAAUUUGAGCAGAGAAAGUCGAAAAUUUGAGUAAAAUCGGCUGAAAAACAAGUCUGUUACACUUUGUUGGGCGUUAUGUGUUCACGUUUAUCUUGGCGAGCGCUGUACUGUAAGCAGUCAGGCAUACAAAAGACAGCUAAAAAUAGAUACCACCCCUCUAGACUGUCCACGCUAGCCAAUACCGGUAAACUGCGCGCAUCACCUGAUAGCAUCUACGCACGCAUCUAUUGCCGUCCAGAUCCCGUGCCUUUGUCUUGCGACUGGUUAGUGUGAUCUUGCCAGCUGCAUCUCAGGUGUAACUGGCCACACAAAGCUGUAUUCACUGUGUUAACGAUGUCGCCAGGUGUUUGGUUCUCGGCUAUUUUUCUAUAACAUGGCUGAUUUCACACAUGCGCAGAUAAAAAAAAAAAUUGCGUGGAAUUAUGCUAUACACCUCGGACUCGCAUUCCCCCAAUCAAUGGGUUCCGAUAAAUACUCACGCUAAGUGAAUUCACGUCACGCGAGUUUGGCUAUGCUAGCCGGCUGGUGGUUAUUUUUGUUCAAAACGUGACGAAGGAACUUGUGUGGAUCAGGUAGAAAACAUUCUGCUAUAAACAAAAGAUGUAAGAACAAUGCUAUCCUGAAAUGCUGUGACAUGUUUUUGGAGUAGAUAAUCACAGCGACAGACCGACAGGAUGCGCUCCCGCCCAUGCCGUCAGAGAUGUUUAUUUUGACAGCGCAAGCAAUAAUUUUUUCUUCGUCCCUUCACAGCGUAAAAAAAAAGAAAAAAACACGGAAUGCAGAUGGAAAAGUAACUAUGUAGUAAAUUAAUAUAUUUACGGCCCUGCUAAAUUUUUCUAUUCAAUAAAAUUCGAGGUGUUAGUGAUUUUUCAGCACAAACUGCUGUGUGACUAAUAAACAAAUUGUAUCAUAAUAACUUUAUAAAGUAUUUAUUAACGGCAAAGGACAGAUGGUUUGUGGUUCUGGGAGGGAUUAACCUUGAAGAAUUAGCAGGGGAUGGAGAGGUAAGCAUCACGUCACGUAUGACAUCAAGCCGCCGCUCCGCCAGCCUGGCCGGACGAGUUUCUUAUGCUCUCGCAGAAGCUACCACAGCGGCUUUUCGUGCGGGCGGGUAAGAUAACAUGACAGCUGAGACGGCUUUUUGUGCGAUAGUGGACGCGCCGAGCUUGGCUAGAUACUGCCCGAGCGGCAUUCACGUGUAUGUAUCUGACGAUGCGGUGACACCCCGAAUUCUCUAUUGCGAUCAUUCCGUUUAUAAAUCCGUUUUUCCAGAAACCGUGAGGGGUCGCAUCAGCGGGAUUCUACUGUAGCUAAGUCUAAAUGUUUUAUUUUGUAUUGCUUUUUUUAUUUUUAUAUAGAGGCUAUUAUGCAAUUUGCACCUAGUUAAUGCCAUUUUUUUUAAUACACAGUGUUAGGUUUGAAAGAUUUUUUGAAGUUGGAGAAAUCAUUGUUAACCAUAAAAUAGCUUAAGAAAAUUAAAAAAAAUAUAUAAUACUGGAGUUAACCUUGCUGCUGGCUGUGUUUACACUUUUUUUUUUGUAAUUCUAUAAUUUAGGUUCAUUAUUUCAAAACAUAAAUUGAAUGAAGUUAUAAAUUUUAAACAGUAGUACCUUGCUCACUUGGAUGUCCGGAUAACCCGAACCAGUUUUGGAAAAAAAAUUAAGUUGUUAGUGAAUGAAGACAUGUUUUACAGGUGAUAAAUUGCUAUGCUCAGUAGGUGCAUUACUCAAAUUCACUUGCCAGUGGAUGAGUUCUUUGCGCUCAUUCCACCUGCAGUUGCUGUGCAGCAAACUGGUGAAUUGACGGUUUAUUCCAAGAGUCAAGCCGAAACGCCACAACAAGCUCCUAACGCUAAAGCAGAUGCGAGAUCAUGCUGCUUGCAAGCGAUACACUAAACUAAGGCAGCAGAAGCUCACUGCCAUAUUUUUUACUAUUGAUUAUACUUAUAGUGUGUACCAAUAAUAAUAAGAAUUUUUAAACUCUGUUAAAAAUAUUUUUGGUAAGUACAUACAAGUUCUUUUUUUUAUAGUUUUCUCCUCAUUAACCAUCCCCAGAUGAUCUGGGUUAACGAGGUUCUACUAUAUUAUAUUAUUUAAAUAGUGAAAACAUAAAAAAUUCUGUGAAGUAAGAUGAAUAAAAACUUAAGUUUAAGGUAUAUUAAGCUAGGUCAGCCAUACCGUAUUAGUAACGUAUAUUAAGUAAAUAAUAUGUAAUAGACUAAUAUACAUAAUUAAUGUGGCUGACCUAACUUAACCUACCUUUAACUGAAAUUAUCAUUUCAUUUAUUUCCCAGAAGCCACUCUUUUGCAUAAUUACCAAAAUAUUUUAUUUGUUCCCUAACAAGGUGGGGGGGGGGGGGGGAAAUUACCAAUAAAAUAAAUUUUGUUCAUUUAUCCCACUUAAAUUAGCACCAAAGAUCAACUUCCUUAAACAUUUACUGAAAUAUUCUCUACACUAGUAAGUUUCGAAAUGUGUUGUGUCUUAUGUAUUUUGAUCCUUAGUUAUAAUAGGGCAUAUUCCAUUUUAAUAUUCUAUACCCAAAAAAAAACUUGCAACUACUCGAGCUAUACUCAACUAGAAAAUUAAAAAGACAUGACUCUAAGGUGUAUAUAUAUACUCAACUCUGCUCAACUCGACUCCAUCCAAAAAUGGCAGACUUGUCCAUCUCUAGAUACUAAAGUGGAUGUAGAGUGGAUUUAUGCUCUGCACACCAUGCCAAAAUGUACGUCACAUUUUUUUUUGUCCUGUAUUGGUGGUGGUGAAUUUUUAAUGUACAAUAUUGAGUUACUGUUUACAUGAAAAAAAUGUCAGUUUCUCAUCUUUUUUUCUUUUCUUUUCAGUUAGGUGAACAUAUCACACAUUUUUAGACAUUGUAGCUUAAAGACCACAGAACAUCUUUAUGGCAUUUUAUCUAAAUAAUCACACUAUGUAUGCCUCCAUCAAUGAAAGCCACCUGACCAGUCACAGCUGCAUUUUGAUGAAAAUACAAGCACUGUAGCAUGCUGUGUUGUGGAAAAUAUUUUUGUAUUUAUUUAUUGCAUUUGUUCACGUAAACCAAUUUAGAAAAUAUCAGCUGGUUAAGGUUGGCAACACCUAUUUUUAGUUUAACUUUUUAAAAUUUUAAUUUCUUAAUUUUUUAUAUAUAUAUAUACAUAUUUUAAGUUUUAAGUAGGGAUUAUUUUUUUCUGAAGUUUAUAUGGCUGUAUGUUAAGUGUAAUCAAAACAGAACUGACCAAAAGCUUGGUAAAAGCUAAAAGGUGUUGCUAAAAUAUGUUAAACCUGCAGGAGGUGGGGAGAGGGGAAAUGCUGUGACGUCAGAAAGACAGCUGGGCAAGAGGAGAGUUGACCGUGAACUGCGGUCCACGAUGCAAAAGUUUUGGCAUUUUACUUUUGUCAAUGUUACGCUUGAGAUUACGUAUCAUGAUUUAUCGAGUGUGGUGCAUCAAGUCUACGAGUACAAUCUGUGUGUGUGUACGCUUUGUGUGGCCCAGGCAGUUUUGUUUGCUACACAACAAGUAUACUAGAGUGGGCAUGCCUGUGUUUUGCCAAAUGUGUCAAGAAUGAAAGCUUGUGUCAGAUAUGGUUUAGAGCUGUAGCAAACCGUACGUAUUCGUUACUGAGUAACGGGUGCGGCAUCUAGUAACGAGUAACGAAACGUUCCACACGAAUGCAUUUCGUUACUCGCAUCUUUCGUAUGUUUUACGCAUGCACGCGCUUAUUCGUUACAAAGAACGAUGUUUGUUUAUUAAUAAAAGUAUAAUUUGGAAAUUCGUCGUCCAAGUUUUUUUACUGUUUAUUAAAGGUAUUGUGUGUGUAGACAAAGUUUUAGAUUCGAACAGAAACAACGUAAGAAAGUAUUUUUUACAAAUUAUAAAUAUGUAUGUUUUUGUUUUUUUAUUAUCGGGUAUUUUCACGUUUUAUGUUCUUAAAAGAUAUAUUAUAAUAAAGCCGCUCUAAUGAGAUUUAAUUGUUUCUUGGUUAACAAAAGCUGUUAAUUAUCAAAUAUUUAUUUCAUUUAUUUACGCGACGUCAUACUGUACGCGUACGAAAUACGACUCGAUUCGUUGCUGUUACAUAACAUAGCAUGUGCCAUGUUAUGCGGUAUCAGAAGUAACGAGUAACGAUACGAAAGUAACGAGUACUAAUUGUUAUAGUAACGAAUACAUACGGGUACACAUUUUUUCGUUACUUUCAACGACCAUAAUAUGGUUUAUCUAUAUCAAAGUCUUCGAGCUUCUACAAACAAGUAAGUGUUGACUUUGUAAAUGGCAUAUUUGCCAGCAUCGUAAGGAUUUGAAUCUAGUGGGAAAGUCACCCUAUCCAACCAUCAGUGAGUGACAUCAUGCAGCUUUUGCAGAUAUACGUGAAGGCGAUAAAUUGUAAAUUUAUCAACCCCAACAUGUGCAAGAGGAAGUAUUUUUGGAAAACUUAAAUUUAAAGAAAUAAGCUCUUGUGAACCUCCUUGUACUGUGCUAGUUCUUUUUGUGGGAACAUUUAAAUUUUGACUCGAGCUUUAAUAAACUGCAGCUGUGAUAAUUUUUUUGUAGCAAAGGUCAAGUAACAAAAUUUAAAUUUUUAGAGUUACAAUUUUCUGAAUAGCUUUAAAUUUGUGUUAUGCUUAAUAUAGGCGUUAAAGAGUAUUGAUCAUAUCAUUUUAUUAUUAAUUCUAAUAAUCUGGUUUUCUGGUAUGGUAGUUAAACAAAAAUGGCCUUUCACGAUACAACAUGAAGUUUAAUGUAAAUUUUAUGAAUGUAAAUUAUUUUGAUAUGUGUUCUCUUAUGCUGUCAUUACUGCUAUGGAUAACUUUGUUGGUCAACGUAAAGCUUGUGAAAUGUUUUGUAAUUAAAUCAGAUGUGUAAAAUUUAAAUUUGUUGCUGGAAUACACCUUUCCUUUAAAA